Molecule: messenger RNA, 2638 nt
Organism: Amphiprion ocellaris (clown anemonefish)
Lineage: Eukaryota; Metazoa; Chordata; Actinopteri; Pomacentridae
Product: tumor necrosis factor receptor superfamily member 14-like
Exons: 10
Coding region: 1011-1901 (296 amino acids)
Biological process (GO): positive regulation of cytokine production involved in immune response; negative regulation of alpha-beta T cell proliferation; defense response to Gram-positive bacterium
Cellular component (GO): external side of plasma membrane
Molecular function (GO): protein binding
Source: RefSeq, a predicted model, not a curated record
AGGUGUGGUCCUGCUCCUGAUACUCAGCUAAAAUUUUAUCUCUAUUUAACAGCAAACUAUGAAAGUUCUCAAUUCAACAUCAUCAAAGUGUAUAAAUGUGUUCUGUAAUUAACAGCAGACACUUUGAGGUGUUAGUCAGAGAAGACUGAGAUCAACUGAAGACUGAAGCUUUUUGUAGUGAGAGAGUGAAAGUAAAAGAGCAGCUCAGAAUUCCACUGGAAUCAGGCCAAGAACUGAUAAUGAAUCUUUAACUACAGCCUGUAACAGUAAUAAAAGCACAUCUUAUCCUGCAACCUACUUAAAUACAUGGUGGUGAGAUUAACAAAAAGUAGUUCACAGAUUUAUGAGUUCAAACUGCUGCUGAUUUCAAACUUAAUUCCAGUUGUAGUAACUUAAUGAAACUGUCUCCAAAACUUCAUUUCUCUUUGACUUCAGGAUUUCAAGUUUCCUCCUUUAUCUGAACAAACCUGGACAGUUUCAGGCAUUUAAGACAGGAAACAGAAAAUACAUUUGAUUGUAGCAGUAAAGUUAAUUCCUGUAACUUAAUGUAGUUUCCUUGUUAAACAUAAUUUCAUUAGAAGUCGUUAAAUCUCAAAGAGACUGAGGCAAACUAUUGUAAUUUUGAAUACAACUGUCAAAGGUCAUUAAAAUAAAUAAAUAAAUAAAAGGUCUUAACAGAUACAAAUGAAGUGUUUUAUGGUUUGGAUUAUUUGUGCUUAAAGCUUCAUUGAACUUGGUAAAACUGAAACAGUCCUUAUGGUUGGUUUCUUACAGACUUGUGGGAGGAUCUGCAGAGGGGUUGAGGAUUUCAACACUUCAGUUCAGCACUUUGUCCUGUCUGAACGUAUUGUGUUGCUGUCAUCAUGCUUUUAUUAUUUUAAAACGAAUAUAAUGUUUGGGAUAGACUGCAGCCCCCCACGACCCUAAUGAGGAUUAAGUGGUGUAGAUAAUGGAUGGAUUGUUGUCAUAUUUCCAAUGGUCCUUGAACUACUCACAGCGCGGUGACGGAAAUGUUUUAUCACAUCGACGAUAUUUUCCUGCAUCUACAACUCAACAAAUCCCAAUUCUCAGUGAGGUGGUGUCUUCAGAUCAAGAACAACUACAACUUUCAGCCUUACGAAAUGAUUUGGAGAAGAAAACUUUUGACGCCUGCAACGUUUUUGAUCUUUAUGAUGAACAUCUUCAGUGGUCAAACCCUCACAUGUCAUCCAACAGAAUAUCAGACAGAGAAUGAAUGCUGUCCACUGUGUCUUCCUGGACGGCAUGUUCAAAGAGACUGCUUCAAAGAAAGGGUUACUUCCUGCCGGCGUUGCAGAAAUGGAACCUUCAUGGAUAAACCAACUGGACAUAAAGAGUGCUAUCCCUGUACAAACUGUGAUGCAGGUUUGGUUCUAAAGGUAAAGACAUCAUGUACAACAACAUCAGAUGCAGUUUGUGAACCAUUGGAUGGAUUCUACUGUAUUGAUGUUACAGAGAACAACUGUGUAGCAGCACAGAAACACAGAAUUUGUCAUCCAGGACAAUACAUCAAACAAGCAGGAACAGCCUCCACAGACACUGUGUGCUCUGACUGCAGUGCUGGAACAUUUUCAAAUGGAACAUUUACAUCUUGUCAGCCACAUUUUCAAUGUGAAUCAGUAAACCUUCAGCUGAUAAAAGCAGGAAAUGCUUCUACUGAUGCUGAAUGUGGAGAAAAAAGUUCAAAUGUCACAGUAGCUGUGAUCAUCAUCUGUGUUUUACUUUUAGUUUUUUUAUUCAUAACUGCUGGAUUAGUUUAUUGGUUUUACUUCAGAAAGAAGAAAAUGUGUUUAAGAUCAGAAAAAAACACAAGUUCAGUCGUUCUCAGUCAAGAAAAUGCAGAUGAAGAAGAAUCAUCAGAGCCACUGAAAACAAUACCAUAAGACUAAAACCACCUGCAGGACAACAGGUAGGACUCAGUGUCCUGCAGAGUAAAUGUGCUUCAGAGUCCAGUUUUAAUCCAUCUGGAUGCUGACACAUCAUCUUUGCAGUGGACUGAAGUAAAACAACAGUUUCCUGUUUCCUGCUGGAUCUUUAUCUGACUGAACAGAAAACAAAGUUUCUCUGGAAUACAACAGAUGGAAGAUAAAUUUAAAGACUCACUGACUCCAUUGAUCUUCUGCUCACAGUUGGAGCAACUUCAGACUGAAACUGGACUUUAAAUGAGGACAAACUGCUGGAACAGAAGAUAAUGUGUCCUUUUCUGCAGCAUGAUGGACUAAUGGCUGCCAUGAAGUGGAAGAUUUUAUAAACCACUGACCGUUUUAUGAAGCUGCACAGGUGGUAAAUCUAAACUGAUGCAGUCCUGAAUUUGACAUUUUUCUUUGGAAAAUUAAUAUGAAAAGACAAUUACAUACUUUCAGCUUUAUUUGUCUCGGGCUGCUGUGGAUCUUCAACCUGUGUUUCCUUCAGCUGAGUGUCUUAUCUAUCAUUCCACAUCUGUACACGUCAAAGUGAAAGCAGCCUGUAUAGGAUCUUUAUUUUUUAGCUUUAAUGUACAUUUGCAUUUAUUGCCUCAUUUGUGUCCAGCUGCUCUAACGUGAAUUUCUCCUGUAAUAUCUGACGUUCAUAGUGGAACUUCACAGCUCAGAUCCAGCUUCAAAUAAAAGUAGAAACAUGA